UUGGAAACCUUGAGUAAGCAGCUCUGAUUUUACCAUAACUGCACUGAUUGUGACACCACCGACGCAACUCAUGUCCUUUUUCUACACUUUUCACGGAAAAGUUAUAAUUUUGCGAAAAAUGAUUCUGGUCCACAGUGCUCGCAUUCCUGCCGAAUUUCGCACAAAAGCCUGACGACAAAACACAAGUCUUUAAGUUUUUACUGCUCCAUAACGCCGUGCCACACCGUCUUGAUUUAUGCAAUCGGCUCCGGAUUUAAUUACCUUCUCAUAAUAAUUAUACGAGCCACCCCGUCAUCCCCGAAAAUGGCUCGCAAUUUUGGCAAAUUACCUGUUUUAUUGUUCUGCCUUCUAUUGUUCUACCAUUCCAGCACACAAACGCCAUGAUCCGGUCGGCCCCGAUAGUGCUGAAUACGGCGGCAGCUACUGCGGUUGGAUCCGGACAGGGGAAGCGGCCAACGACAGAGGUAGCCGAUGGAGGUGAAGCUCCGGCAAGCCUCGAAGAACUAGUUCCUGUAUCGCGGCCGGAGGAUUCGGCAUCCAACAACGGUCGAGAAGACUUGAGAGUGACGUGCCACAGCGAGGAAUCCGGUGGUUAUCCCAAUGGAUUGAGGGAAGUGCUGCUCCUGGGGGUGUACAUAACCCUGUUGGUGUUCCUGAUGAUACUGCUGACGCUGAUCAGCUUCAUCCAACCGAAGCCAAAGCCGACCGGGUUGGAUAAGGAGAGCUCGUCGUGCUCGGAUACAAGUUCGAUAGCGUCCGAUAAGCAAGUAUUGGUGAAGAAUGACGUGAUGGCUGGGGAUACGACGUCCUUGGCGGGAACGGAAAUUCUGCACGUUUAAUUGGUGAGAGGGGGUGAUUUGACUACUAACAGUAGGUAAAUAGAUUAAGGAAUGCUCAAAGUCAAUAGUUUAUAGGUUAGCUUUUGUAAUGGAUAUUAGUAUUACUAUUGGUAAGAUGCAACCUGCAGUUCGUCAGCCACAAACUCAAACGUGUUUUUGUAACAGAAAUAUUACGAAUAGCUUUGAGUGUGAAAAUUCAAUAAGAAUUAUUGUGCUUAAGUCAUACAAUAUGAUCAAUACUUUGAACACCAAAUUCUUUGUGAAGAAAAUCCAUGAAAUAAUCAAUGAAAACAGAAGAGUUUCUAUAUGGUCAUAGAUUGAAUGUAAAUAAUUAUAAUGAAGUCUAUUAAUCUUCUCCAGUUAACUAUCAUUCAAAAGUUUUAAAAAUCAACUUUUGAAUACUUCCGUGGAUUUUAAAAAAAUCUUAGUGGGUCUUCAUACAGAUGCCAAUAUCUGCUUCUUGACCUCCAAAAAAUAGUGAAAAAGUAAGAAUUUCCACAACAACAUUAUCGAGCAGUGUUUCUUUAAUAGCUUAAACGGUUUAAAGUACAAAGAGAAUGAAUCAAAGUUGCCACAAAAAUAGCAAAUCGAAUGUGUUCACACCGAACAAGCACGUUUUACUAAAACUAAUAAUAAAUAAUUCCUAAAAGCAAAACUCUCAAAUCAUUCAUUCGCACUUGAACGAAAGUGUAAACAUUGAUAAUUGUACGGAGAUAGGCUAAACACAGCUCACAGCCGGGUUUUCAGAUUCUUCUUUUUUUUUUUUCUCCACCAAAUCGUCAAUUAGAAUAAAAUCACCAAAUUAUGAUAAAAUUAUGCGUCUCAUGCAUCCACAACGAACGAAACGAAAAGGAGCUGGUAGGAGACCCGAUGACGACCCGAAAGAUGCGCGCGAUAGUUAUGGAAGACGAAGAACGAAUGAAAUUAUUAUUGCCAAGCAGAUAGGGGAAGAGUAUGGGUGGUGGAAGGGAGGUAGAAGUGGUGGUCGCUGGUCUAGACUUUCAGGAAAAGCAAGUGAAGGAGCUUAUUCUGUGAGUCAGUUUGAUGGAAUUUCAGAAUUUCUUAAUUUC
Molecule: messenger RNA, 1909 nt
Organism: Aedes albopictus (Asian tiger mosquito)
Lineage: Eukaryota; Metazoa; Arthropoda; Insecta; Diptera; Culicidae
Exons: 1
Coding region: 381-839 (152 amino acids)
Source: RefSeq, a predicted model, not a curated record